CACCCGUAAUCGCGGACUGUGAUUUAUGCAUCUGGUUAUAAAUCAGUUAUAUGUAUAUGCAAACGCAGUGAAAUGGGAGAUCAGCCCAACGCAGUACCGUAAAGAAGGAGAAACAAUAAAAUACAAAGAUGGCAGACGAAGAAUUAGAGCUGAGUGAAGAGGAAAGCGAAGAUUCCACGGAUGUUCCUGUCAGCGAUGGUCAACCCAGUUCCUUGGGUAUCGUGCAAUUUGGAUUCCACGCCAAAACCGGGUUUAACGCCAAUAUAGAUUUGGUCCAGACUCGAAGUGACCAUCUCAAGCCUAAACUACAGCCGUUACACCUGGACCCUUGGCGCCGGCCGCCACCGGAUUUCCGGCCGCAGCUAUUUGGUCCGAACCCACCAAAGCGGAAUGCCCAGGAAUCGAUGCAGCCGUGGAAGUACGGAACCAUUCCCGGUCAAAGGCAGAGCUACUCAAGGCCAAAGAGGCAAAGCUUGGUUCUUCAAGGCGUUCUGGAUGGAGCGAAAUCCGAAGAAGAUCCGUUCCUUACGCGCUUCCGAGCGCCGGAUUCGUACGAGGCGAAACUCAUGUUUGUCAAAGACGGCCGGUUCCCCUUGGGACGCUAUGCCACCCCCACGCCUCAUGAUUUCAGGGGGUACCCACCCAUCAAAUCUCUCGGGCUGCCAGAGUUUAUCACGGCACACGACCAUGACCCCUACAACAUCGCGUUCAAAAGUGAACGGCUUAAUAUAUAUCAUGGUCUAAAUACAGAGCCCCCAACGGAUAGACAUCUCGGCCGCCAGAUGGCUCCAGUAUUACCGCCGCAGCCAUAUUGGGAGAGCAGACUCAUUUUGCCAAACAGCCCUUGGCCCAGACGACCGGCAUCGUUCACGCGUUUCCGCCGACAAGGGAGACCACCCCACAGCGCUUUCAUGGACCGAGUUGAGGAAACUCUGACCGCAAAGUGGGCAAAGGAGAAGUUAGAGAAAAGCCUGCAGAAAUCUGACGAAAGACAGGGACAAUUUGUGUCAUGACAGGUCGGGGCUACUCGAUAAUAACCUUUACGAUCUGUCCCAAUCAUCUGACAGUAAAAUAUGUACCGGAAUAAUACAUUGCAUGCUCCAGUACCACCGGAGAUGCCUGCAGCUAUGUGAUUAUACAACUGGGGAUGAUUUUCAGCCUUU
This is a messenger RNA of Liolophura sinensis, 1163 nucleotides long. RefSeq lists its product as uncharacterized. The coding region runs from base 129 to 1013 and encodes 294 amino acids. The transcript is spliced from 5 exons. The record is from RefSeq and is a predicted model, not a curated record. Lineage: Eukaryota; Metazoa; Mollusca; Polyplacophora; Chitonida; Chitonidae.